UGGGUACCUGCUCCCCACAGGUCCGCAGUUCUCUCUGUCCUCUCUCCCUGCACUAUGUCCGCAGUUCUUCUGGUCCUCUCCUGCACUAUGUCCGCAGUCUCUGGUCAUCCCUGUACUGUGUCCGCAGUCUUGGUCAUCUCCUGUACUAUGUCCGCAGUCUCUGGUUCAUCUCCUGUACUAUAUCUGCAGUCUCUGGUCAUCUCCUGUACUGUGUCCGCAGUCUCUGGUCCUCUCCUGUACUGUGUCGCAGUCUCUGGUCAUCUCCUGUACUGUGUCCGCAGUCUCUGGUCUCCCUGUCUGGUCCGCAGUUCUCUGGUCCUCUCCUGCACUAUGUCCGCAGUCUCUGGUCCUCUCCUGUACUAUGUCCGCAGUCUCUGGUCAUCUCCUGUACUAUGUCCGCAGCAGUCUCUGGUCAGUCUCCUGUACUAUGUCCGCAGUCUCUGGUCCUCUCCUGUACUAUGUCCGCAGUCUCUGGUCAUCUCCUGUACUAUGUCCGCAGUCUCUGGUCAUCUCCUGUACUAUAUCUGCAGUCUCUGGUCAUCUCAUGUACUGUGUCCGCAGUCUCUGGUCCUCUCCUGUACUGUGUCCGCAGUCUCUGGUCAUCUCCUGUACUGUGUCCGCAGUCUCUGGUCAUCUCCUGUACUGUGUCCGCAGUCUCUGGUCAUCUCC
Messenger RNA from Staurois parvus, 669 nucleotides. The record is from the annotation of a GenBank genome assembly. NCBI's taxonomy places the organism in Eukaryota, Metazoa, Chordata, Amphibia, Anura, Ranidae.